Aricia agestis (brown argus) is the source of this 897-nucleotide messenger RNA. Its product is annotated as neuferricin homolog. The record is from RefSeq and is a predicted model, not a curated record. The transcript has 4 exons. NCBI's taxonomy places the organism in Eukaryota, Metazoa, Arthropoda, Insecta, Lepidoptera, Lycaenidae. Gene Ontology annotation, cellular component: membrane; endomembrane system. Bases 19 to 789 code for a protein of 256 amino acids.
UAUUAUAUUUAGAUCAAAAUGGAGUCACAAUUUUUAAAAUUCAAUACUAAAAUAUUCCUAUCAACCGUUACGUUUGUCGCAUUAGCGAUUUUUAUACAAAACUAUUUUAGUGACAAGGUUAAAGUUGUUAAACUAAAUAAGUCCCAAAAAAAUGUGUACGAUAGCUCAGAAUUAUUGAAUUACAACGGUAAAGAUUUAGAUCAAUUGUACUUAGCAGUCCUUGGCUCAAUAUUCGACGUGACUGCAGGAAAACGCCACUAUGGAGAAGGCGAAUCUUAUCAUUAUUUCGUAGGUAAAGAUGGGAGCAGAGCAUUGAUAACAGGCAACUUCAGAGACGAAAGUGCGGACAAAGAUCAUGUACUGGACCUCACUUGUGAUAAUAUACUGAACUUGUUAAAAUGGAGGCGUACUUUCAGAGAAAAGUAUAUUUAUAUGGGUGUAUUAAAUGGAAGAUAUUACAAUGAAAAUGGGGAGGAAACAAAGUACAUGGCAAUUUUAAAAGAGAGAAUAAGUGAAUGUAGGAAGGCAAAGGAGGAGGAAAAGAGACAGGAGAAGUUAUUCCCUCCCUGCAAUAUGGCCUGGAGCAAGGAUGAGGGCACCAGGGUGUGGUGUACUGGAUCCAGUGGUGGUGUAUUAAGGAAUUGGGAGGGAGUUCCUCGGCAACUUUACACCCCUGGAGAAGCUAAGCCGACCUGUGUUUGUGUUAGUGAAGACAAGUUGAACAAUAGUUUACUCAAAGAAUAUGAAAACUGUCCCGAGACAUCAAAACAAUGUAUUGUAAAAAGUUGAUGAGUUAUAUUGUUUUUUAUAUUGGUGCUGGAGUACUUAAAAUGAGGUAUUAUUCAUUUUAGAAAAUAUUUUUUCCAUUUUUUGUCAUAACUUAUUAUUGUGAGUUUG